This is a messenger RNA of Loa loa (African eye worm), 900 nucleotides long. RefSeq lists its product as hypothetical. The transcript has 6 exons. Gene Ontology annotation, molecular function: CoA-ligase activity. The record is from RefSeq and is a predicted model, not a curated record. NCBI's taxonomy places the organism in Eukaryota, Metazoa, Nematoda, Chromadorea, Rhabditida, Onchocercidae. The coding region runs from base 1 to 900 and encodes 299 amino acids.
AUGACAAUACGAAAUUAUUUUAUCGAAAAGAUCCCAACGAUUGCAAAAUCCUUCUAUGAAUAUUUUCUUGAAAUUAUCAAACAAUUUGGAAAUGCAAUCGCUUUGAUUGACCCAGAAACAAUGAAGUUCUUGACCUAUUCGGAGUUAAUUAAUCGAUUAGAGGAAAUGCGUAAUGCAUUAAUAAGACUAGGUAUUCAACAUGGUGAUGUGAUCGGUACAUAUACCGGGAAUUCCUUGGAUUAUAUCAUUUUUAUCUUAGCUGCUGUUAGCAUUGGCGCUAUUUUGGUACCAUUGAAUCCGGCAUAUAAAGCAUACGAAAUUACGAAAUAUUUCAAGGAAGUUUCGGUUAAAUGGAUAUUAACCGAAGAAAAGUUAUUUGAAAAAAUUCAACAUUUAAAAGGAGAGAAUGUUCAAGCAAUGAUCUUCUUUUCUUCCGGAACAACCGGAUUACCAAAAGGAGUUAUUUUAAAUCACAGUGCACUUAUUGCUAAUGUUGAAUUGAUCCGCAAAGCUCAAGGAAUCAGAUGUGAGAGAUACAAAAUGAUUAAUCUGAGCAGUACGGAUGUGGUAUACGGUGUGUUACCAUAUUUUCACGCUGGUGGUCUGCUAACCGUUUUGGGCCUUUUAGGACUUGGUGUUCAAAUAAUCAUAAACAGGAAAUUUAACGGUGAAGAGUUUCUGAAAACACUGAGCAAUUACCAGGUGACAACAGCUUUGUUGGUACCACCGGUGCUAAAAUUCUUCUCGAAUAUUCCUGAUCUAAAUCCUGAAGCAUUCCAUUCUCUAAAAUACAUCUUCAUAGGAUCAGCUCAUGUUAACGAAUCACUUGUCGAAAUAGUAAAACGUCGCUUACCCAAAACAAACAUUCUUCAGUGUGAGUUAAUUUCAAAAAUUUGUUGA